UUCUGUUUUGAAUGUUUACAGAUUCAGUCCAAUUAUUAGGAAGUGUUUGCAUAUAAAUGGCAGAGUCUUCAGUGGACAGUAUAUUGGAAUUUCUAAGAAGAAAUAAAUUUAAAAAAGCUGAGGCUGCAUUGUGCAAUGAACUGUAUGAUAGACCCGAUUUAAAUGGGUUUCCUCAAAAACUCACGCUUGAAUACAAAGCAUCAGGUAGUAAAUUGCGCGAAGAAGCAAAUGGGGAAAAUGUAAUUGAAGAAGAUGGAAGGAUGACCUUUUUGCCAACUAGUGGAGAAGGAGCUAAGGAGCCAACAAGUUCUCCAAGUAGUGGGGAGGUUUCUAAGGAGCUUAUUGUGAAGGAAAUACAGUGUGGGACGGGGAGAAAUGGGUCUGAGAGCAAUUGGAAAAGCAAUAGUUAUCAGCAAGAUCAGAGUGAGGUUAAUGAGUCAAUCAAGACGAGAGAUAAGAACGUUACCUUCUCCAAGAGUUCAGAUGAUACUAUGCUUGAUUUGUAUUCGUGGAAGUACAAUCCAGGUAAUGGUCUGGUUCCUUCUUAUCAAAAUGAUGGUGAAAACAACUUUUCUGGCUUUCGGGUUCAUGGAAAGUCUAUGCUGAAUUCAACUGAGAUUCUCGAUAGCAGCAAGGCUAAUGCAAAAUCAGGGGAAGAUGUUAGUAAACCCAAAUGGAGUGACAAAAGUCAGCUUAAGGAAGUUGAUCAACAGCAAAAGCUAAGUGGCAUGUGCUCAAAUGACAGCCUUGUGGAUAAUCCCUGGUCUAUAAGUGAUGAAUCAUCACAUCAGCCAUCAGAGCUGCGGAGAAAUUGUUUGGUUAAAAUGGUUUUCCCCUUCUCCAAGGGAGACACAUCAGCCUGUUAUGAUAGCGCUUCCGUUAUUGGUGGUAAAGAGGAGGGAAAAAGAAAAACAGAACUUGGCGACAUUAGGACUGUGAUUAAGGAUCAAGUGGAUGAGGUGGGAAGAGCUCUGUACUUUGGGAAGACUCAUGGAGGUGAUCCAAAAGAUUUCAGUGCAUUGGAUUUUCCACUCACAUCUGAGAAUCAGAAGGAAGAGUUACCAAGGUUACCACCAGUGAGACUCAAGUCAGAAGACAAGUCCUUCAGUAUUCACUGUGACGAGAAGUUCGAAGAUGAACCCGGUCCGAAUAUCAUGAGUGCUGACAAUGUCAUAGGGUCAUUUCUGGAUGUGCCUAUCGGACAAGAAGUUGGUAAAAAGACUGGAGGAGGUAAUUGGCUUUCAGUAAGUCAGGGUAUUGUUGCCGAGGAUGCUUCUGAUCUUGUUUCUGGUUUUGCAACAAUUGGUGACGGGUUGAGUGAAUCUGUUGACUAUCCAAAUGAGUACUGGGACUCUGAUGAAUACGAUGACGAUGAUGAUGUUGGCUACAUGCGUCAACCUAUUGAAGACGAGGCUUGGUUUUUAGCACAUGAAAUUGAUUACCCAAGUGACAAUGAAAAGGGUACAGGACAUGGGAGCGUUCCAGACCCUCAUGAGCAGGGUCAAAAUAAGGACGAUGAAGAUGAUCAAUCAUUUGCAGAAGAGGAUUCCUACUUAUCUGGUGAGCAGUAUAUCCAGUCGAAAAAUCUUUCUCCAAUUAUACCUUCAGGUGAUCCUACUGGGCUGUCAGUGACUGAAAAUUACAGGAGAAACGAUGAGAAUGACUUGAUCACCCAAUAUGAUGGACAAUUGAUGGAUGAAGAGGAACUAAAUUUCAUGCGUGCAGAGCCGGUUUGGCAGGGCUUUGUCACGCAGUCAAAUGAACUCAUCAUGCUAGGGGAUGGAAAAGCUCUGAAUGAGUGUGGAAGGCCUCAUCUAGAUGAUAUUUGUGUGGAUGACGAUCAACAUGGUUCUGUCAGAUCUAUUGGUGUGGGGAUUAACAGUAAUGCUGCUGAUAUGGGCAGUGAAGUGAAGGAAACUUUGGUUGGAGGUAGUAGUGAGGGAAACUUUGAGUACUCCCAUGAUCAUCAUAUUAACACUGGUAGGUCUAAACACUCACAGCAUGAUCCAGAUAAUAAUAUUGGUGAACGAAAAGGGAAAAACAGAAUAAGUACACAUAACUUCAGUGAAAAUACAAAGAGUGAUGAUAGGUGUGCAUUUCCACAAGCAAAAAAUCACGUGGAUGGAAGCUUUUCAUUUCCUCCUCCUAGAGGUGGUCAGUUGGUGUCGACAGGCUCGAAUAUAUCCUUGUGGUCAAGCAAGGACAACAAUGCUGUCAGUGAUAAAGCUGAUGAUAAUACAGUGUGUAGCAAUGACGUACUUGCUUCAAGGAGGCAAAAAAGCACCAACUCUUCGCCUGCCAAGAGCUCAAGGGACGAAAACACUGCUACUGCUGUAGGAUCAGUGAAUUCUAGUCCAUCAUCUCUUUCAAAUUAUGGGUAUAUUGAGAGAGAGCAUGUAAAGAGAGAAGAGGAUGCAAAAACAUCUAAUGUAAGAGAAGAUGAUCCUGGGGCAUCUUUAGAGGAUGAGGAGGCUGCUGCCGUGCAAGAGCAAGUGAAGCAGAUAAAGGCUCAAGAGGAAGAAUUUGAGACCUUCAAUCUUAAGAUUGUCCACAGGAAAAACAGAACUGGCUUUGAGGAGGACAAAAGUUUCCAUGUUGUUUUAAAUUCAGUAAUUGCUGGGCGCUAUCAUGUCACUGAAUAUCUUGGGUCAGCUGCUUUCAGUAAAGCCAUUCAGGCACAUGACCUUCAUAUGGGCAUGGAUGUGUGCGUGAAGAUUAUAAAGAAUAACAAGGAUUUUUUUGAUCAGAGCCUCGACGAGAUAAAACUUCUUAAGUAUGUGAACAAGCACGAUCCUGCUGACAAGUAUCACAUUCUUCGGUUGUAUGAUUAUUUCUAUUAUCGAGAGCACUUGUUAAUUGUAUGUGAAUUGCUGAAAGCAAACCUAUAUGAGUUCCAUAAGUUUAAUAGAGAAUCUGGAGGAGAGGUCUACUUUACAAUGCCAAGACUGCAGUCGAUUACCAUUCAGUGUUUGGAAGCACUUCAAUUCUUACAUGGUCUUGGCCUCAUACAUUGUGAUUUGAAGCCUGAGAAUAUUUUGGUGAAAAGUUAUAGUAGAUGUGAAGUGAAGGUCAUUGAUCUGGGGAGUAGUUGUUUUGAAACAGAUCAUCUUUGUUCGUAUGUUCAAUCAAGGUCCUAUCGUGCGCCAGAGGUUAUUCUGGGACUUCCAUAUGAUAAAAAGAUCGAUAUCUGGUCACUUGGCUGCAUCUUGGCAGAACUAUGUACUGGCAAUGUACUCUUCCAAAAUGAUUCUUCCGCGACUUUACUUGCUCGAGUUAUUGGAAUCAUAGGCCCGAUUGACCAAGAGAUGCUUGUUAGAGGACGAGAUACAUACAAAUAUUUCACCAAAAAUCACAUGCUUUAUGAACGGAACCAGGAAACCAACAGACUGGAGUACUUGAUACCGAAAAAGUCAUCCUUGAGGCAUCGGUUGCCAAUGGGAGACCAGGGCUUCAUUGACUUUGUUGUUCAUCUACUCGAGAUAAACCCCAAGAAGCGCCCUUCUGCUUCAGAGGCUUUGAAACAUCCUUGGCUUCAAUACCCUUAUGAGCCAAUAUCAUCUUGAGGAAUUCAAGAUUCAUGAGUCGAGUGUUCUCCACUAGAGUACUCGUAUAGGUUUUUCAACAAGAGGGUGGAAAAGAUGCUGGCGACGUUUAAUUGUAAGUUUCUAUUCGUCUGCAAUUGAUCUUCUGUGAACGCCUAUUCCUUCAAUUGGAAUGUGUGUUAUGGUUUUGACGGUGAAAUACAUCUUCCAUAUAACUGCAUUGUAUUCUCAUCUAUUCUGAACUGAAAUUUAAUAGCCUAUACGGAAUGACUAGGGUUUUUCAUCUUUCCUUGUGUCUUGUUUGGUGGAAGGGGAAGUGUUCACUCUUGUUUGUACAUAAUUUGUGAUCAUUCUUUGAGGUUAUUGUGUAAUAGCUGCUUACCGUUACCCAUUUUGAUUAAUUUUUACUCAUUUUUGUGGGUUGUAUCAUUGUGAAACAAGCAAGCCAGGUAACAUGUUUGGCUUGGCUAACCUUUUUUGCUGUAUUGAAUCGUCUUUAACUUGUGAAUAUGUUUGUUA
Messenger RNA from Olea europaea var. sylvestris, 4061 nucleotides. RefSeq lists its product as uncharacterized. Gene Ontology annotation, biological process: peptidyl-serine phosphorylation; peptidyl-threonine phosphorylation. Bases 57 to 3563 code for a protein of 1168 amino acids. The transcript has 7 exons. The record is from RefSeq and is a predicted model, not a curated record. Gene Ontology annotation, cellular component: cytoplasm. Lineage: Eukaryota; Viridiplantae; Streptophyta; Magnoliopsida; Lamiales; Oleaceae. Gene Ontology annotation, molecular function: protein tyrosine kinase activity; ATP binding; protein serine/threonine kinase activity.